AUGAGAUUCGAAAUCGUUUUUACUUCCGCACUUGCGGCUUUUGUUCAAUCUGCUUCGGCCGCUGGCGUCACUGGUGCCGCCGAGGGCUUUGCCAAGGGCGUUACCGGUGGUGGCUCAGCCAGCCCCGUCUACCCCACGACAACUUCACAGCUGGUCUCCUACCUUACCGACUCGUCUGCCCGAGUCAUCAUCUUGGACCGAACCUUUGACUUCACCGGCACUGAGGGCACCUCCACCGAGACUGGUUGCGCUCCUUACGGUACUGCUUCCGCCUGCCAGGUCGCUAUCAACAAGGACAGCUGGUGCAACAACUACCAGCCCAACGCCCCCAAGGUCAGCGUCAAGUAUGACAAGGCUGCGUUGAACCCUAUUGUCGUUGGAUCCAACAAGAGUCUUGUUGGUGUCGGCAGCAAGGGUGUUAUCAAGGGCAAGGGUCUUUACAUUGCCAAGGGUGCCAAGAACGUCAUCAUUCAGAACAUUCACAUCACUACCCUCAACCCUCAGUACGUCUGGGGUGGCGAUGCUAUUGCCCUGGAUAACACCGACCUCGUCUGGAUCGACCACGUCACUACCUCCCUGAUUGGCCGUCAGCACAUUGUUCUCGGCAACGGUCCCAGCAACCGAGUGACCAUCUCCAACAACAAAAUCGACGGUGCUACCUCUUGGUCUGCUACUUGCAACGGUUACCACUACUGGGGCCUUUACUUCACUGGCUCUGCUGAUACCGUCACCUUCAAGAACAACUACAUCUACAAGACCUCCGGCCGUGCCCCCAAGGUCGGUGGAAACACCCUCCUCCACGCCGUCAACAACUACUGGUACGACAACGCCGGUCACGCUUUCGAGAUUGGUUCCGGUGGCCAGGUCGUCGCCGAGGGCAAUGUCUUCCAGAACGUCGUUGCUCCUAUCGAGACCUCCAGCUUCGCCGGCAAGCUCUUCUCCAGCCCUAGCACCUCUGCUAACGCCGUCUGCUCUUCUUACCUCGGCCACACUUGCCAGGUCAACGGCUUCGGAAGCUCUGGCACCCUUUCUGGCAGCGACACCGACUUCUUGGCCAACUUCAAGGGCAAGAAUGUCGCUUCUGCUGCUGCUUACUCGACUGUCACUGGUCUCUCGACUAGCGCUGGAUUUGGCACCAUUUAA
This is a messenger RNA of Fusarium keratoplasticum, 1143 nucleotides long. RefSeq names its product Amb-all domain-containing protein. The transcript has 2 exons. Lineage: Eukaryota; Fungi; Ascomycota; Sordariomycetes; Hypocreales; Nectriaceae. Gene Ontology annotation, molecular function: pectate lyase activity. The record is from RefSeq and is a predicted model, not a curated record. The coding region runs from base 1 to 1143 and encodes 380 amino acids.